UGACACACAACAACAGAGCCUCUCCUGCAGAGCACAGACACAGUAACGCUUCGGAAUUCUGCAUCUUACACCAUACAUCUGCGGGUCGUUUCUCAACAUGUAACCCAUUUGCGAGACACUGACGAGACAGCAUGCUUCGCCGGACCUCAGCCCUGUGCUUCUGGUGUCUUCUUCUUCUGGUUCACGAGCAGGCGUCAGCCGAUGAAGAGGGGCUCUGGGGACCCAAGUCUUCCAGGGAAGAAUCGCCCCAAAGGAAGUCCAGCUCUUACUGGUGGACCCCGAGCCUGCCGAAGCUCCCGUCCUUUCCUUCAUUGCCAUUCCGUCUGCCUUUUUAUCCUGCUGGGGAUAAAAGCGAGGCCGCGGAAUUAAACCUCACCGGCCAAAAGCUGUCAGACUCAAUCGAUCAAUCCGGGUCUGGAGAUGGGAUCAUAUCUGAAGUCUCUGCACUUCCCACCGGUUCCACUCAGGAGUUCCUAAGCAGCGUGACUGAGAUGAAGACGGAAAGUCUUCCUGCAGGAACAUUGCAUUUUCCACACAGCAAAAGUGACAAUGGCACUCUUGUUGCAACCUCUGCUACACAUAUCAGAAAUACUCAGAGUCCCACCAGCUCAGGCACGCCGGAACAAAACGGGCCACAGAGCCAUCCACCGUAUAACACGACACGAGCAUUAACAGCGCACCACCUCCCAGACGACAACAAUGAGUUUUUACAAACGAUCUCCGCAACGAUGGCAGCAGAAAUCGCAUUUCCUACCGACAAGACACCAACAAACCCGAAAAUUGGAAUCACGCUGACACCACCAUUGACUCCCGGUGAGACCGCUUCAGUGAAAGCACAAGACUCGUCAGAAAAUCAAACCACUCAGAGCACCGGUUCGGCAGUGAUCACCACCACUGCCGCCGACGGAAAGGUUACUGCCCCAAUAGCAGAAGCUAAGGCAGAUGAGGAAGGCGCGGCCCCUGAUGGCUACACGACGGAUGUUUCAGUGCCGUUAACAACGUCCCUGCCAGGAGAAACAGGGAUUACAGCUGAAAGUUCACAAAACUUUCAAACAGAGGACUGGAUGUCAAACCUGUUGCGCGGCACCGUUACGUUCCUUCCAGACUGCAAUAAAGAACGCUCCGGGGCCUGCAACUUCUCAGACAACUGGGAAUCCAUGACAUCAUCGGACAUGAAAACAGCACAAAACAACACAAGUACAAACCAAUCGAACAGCCCGUCGGCAUUCCCGUCUCCUCUCAUGUUGGUUCCGCUGUACACAGACUGGAACAGCGCCAUGGCGGCCUGGGGCCUGGCCUGGGAGGCGCACGUUUACGGUGCCGGUUGCAUUUUUGCAACGCUAACGCUGGCCUCCACGCUCAACCUUCUCUGCUUGCCUCUGCGCUGUCCAUCUGGUUGUGGCUAUUUUGCUCUCGUCAGCCUGUUUCUACUGGCCGCCGGGGGUAGCAGAUCUUUCUCGCUCCUAUACGACGCAUACGGCCAUCAGGGCCGCUUGCCCUCCGGCGAGGCCUCGCUGAUGCUCUACGAGGCACCGUUUCCUUGUCUGACAGCUGCGUUCGGCUUGGUUUUCCUUCUGCUUUCCAUGCGCUCCAGGAUGCAGCUCUCCUACUCGGCCUUCCAAAGACCCUGCUUCCUGGCCUGUGUGGUCAUCCUCCACUUCACUGCUGCCUUCGGUCCGGGGACCCUGUUCAAGUUCUACCAGCAGAAACCUCCGCUUUGCCUAUUUCUGUCACUCAUCUCCCGUGGAGCCUUUGUAGCCCUCGCCACCUUCCUGUCUGCUGCCUAUUUUGUGUUCUACGUCUACGUGCGAGCAGACGCCAAGCACAUCUACCACCUCAACAACACAUCUCCAACCCCCGCCGAGCGAUACAACCGCUGCCCCUUCGCCGAGAGCCGCGAUUGGGAUCGUGCAGCCGUAACGGUUUGUCUUUCCGCGCUGUUUUGUUUAGCCUGCGCGGGGCUGCAGCUGUACGCAAUGCUCAAUGCGACGGGUGUCACCGGGGGAGAAGACGUCUUCCGUCCGUGGUGCUGGUGGGCUUUUCACUUCAGUUGCAGACUGUGCGAACUAGGAGUUUGCCUCACCUUGGCGCUGGUCGUGGCACAACCAGUAUACUGCUCUAACCAGCUACCUUCAGCUGGAAGCUGUUGGACAGAACUGCUGGCAUCUAAAGCGCCCAUCCUGCCAGGGAGCUGCCAGUGGAGCUUAGGCCAGCAGGAGAAGCUCGCUAUUGUGGACACAGUAGGCCUUGGCGAGACAGAGAGUCUUCCUCUCUACACACUCAUGGACGAGAGGCUGUCUAGCAGUCUGAACGGGCUAGACUUCCUGUACCACAGCAACCGGGCGCUGGCCUAUCGAGAUCUUGACGUAAAUCCGGACACGAAGGGCUCCCAGAAACCUGGAAAUGGAGGCGGUGGGGAGCCGUCAGGUGGAUCCUCCUUUACAAGCGAUUCCACCACAGACCUGCGGCCACCGUCGCCCAUCAACUUGCGUCGCAGCAUCGACGAGGCCCUCUUCAGCGAGGCUCUUUUUCCGAUGAGCCUCUUCAGCACUACCAGGCCAACGCAGAGCAGCGAAUUAUCCGCACAUGACCACUGUGCACUUCCAAACCCCUGUGAUCCACACUCAAGUGACCCUGGCCAUUUCCCAAUCUCCUCUUGUGCAGACAUAAGUUCAAACGCAGGGGAGAUUAUAGUCGGGGCUCCUUCACCUCCAUCCCUGUCCUCUUCCAGCUGCUCAUCUCCCGAGCGCUGGAGGGGAAGCUCCUCGUCCAGCUCCCCGUACCGGGCCUCCAUCGGGGACUCGUCGCUGGAACUCUGCCCGAGUCCAGAAGUACAAGCUCGGCAGCAGAGUGACCCACAGAGGGACUACCAAACACUGGGAGCCGCCUCACAGGAGAGCUUGGACCUGGACAUGUCGUCAGAGGCUGACCGAUCGGUGCAGGAGGAGUUCGUGAGUGCUUGCAGACAAAUCGAUGCGCUCAGCAUAUGCAGCGAGACCAUCGAUUUGUAAUGGACAACAUUUGCAUGGUAGUCUAAGGCUUCCAAACAAUACGGUUGGUAGGAGCAUCCUUAAGUGGUCAUUAGAGAAUGUCUGUGCGGGUUUAAGUGCCAAAAAUGUCCAGAGACAACGGGCAGUUGGUAAGUUUUACACUUUUUCUACCGAGUAAGUAAAUAUUCUGUGAAGACUAACAGUUAAAAUAACAAAUGUCUAACCCAAUGGGGGAUACAGCAGGUCGUGUUUGACUGCAUUUGUGUAUUAGCACUUACAACAUACUACUGAUGUUCAAUUAAAUUUGAGCACAACCUUCAGAGGAUAAAAGUAAGCAGCGCCCUCUGCUGGCCACUCUCCUGAAACGUUUUGACAUGGACUGCAACCCUCUGCUUACAAAUUUAUAUACACGAAAU
This is a messenger RNA of Phycodurus eques (leafy seadragon), 3406 nucleotides long. It is a transcript of the gene prrt4b, whose product is annotated as proline rich transmembrane protein 4b. Lineage: Eukaryota; Metazoa; Chordata; Actinopteri; Syngnathiformes; Syngnathidae. The transcript has 4 exons. Bases 132 to 3011 code for a protein of 959 amino acids. The record is from RefSeq and is a predicted model, not a curated record.